This is a messenger RNA of Ictalurus punctatus (channel catfish), 1690 nucleotides long. RefSeq names its product interferon-inducible GTPase 5. The transcript has 3 exons. NCBI's taxonomy places the organism in Eukaryota, Metazoa, Chordata, Actinopteri, Siluriformes, Ictaluridae. The record is from RefSeq and is a predicted model, not a curated record. Gene Ontology annotation, molecular function: GTP binding; GTPase activity. Gene Ontology annotation, cellular component: membrane. Bases 198 to 1391 code for a protein of 397 amino acids.
ACACACACACAGAGAGAGAGAGAGAGAGAGAGAGAAACGAACUUUUACAUUUAGACUCAGUAAACACAGGGUGGGGUUUGCUGUGUCCGCGUUACUCAUAGCGUCAUAUCUGCCAGUCACUACAGCAUUUCUCUGCGACACAUUCUGUGGUAUUUAUUCUCCUGUGUAAAGACGGCUUUUACCCAGUCAGCAUUAUCAUGGCAUCCCAGUUUGGAAUAAGUGAAGGAGAGAUGAAUGAGAUGAACAGCGUUCUGAACUCCCGCAUGGUCACUGAUGUUGUGGCACAAGUGGAAGGCAUGCUUGCACAGAUGAAAUCUGUGACUUUGAACAUUGCAGUUACAGGAGAGUCAGGUGCAGGCAAGUCUUCUUUCAUCAAUGCUUUCCGUGGGGUUUCUGAUGAUGAACCUGAAGCAGCAGAGACAGGUGUAACAGAAACCACUCAGCAGGCCUUAGCAUAUUCUCAUCCCACUGCUAGUAACGUCUUGCUGUGGGACCUGCCAGGGAUUGGGACUCCCACUUUUCAGGCUGGAACCUACCUGGAGGAUGUUGGCCUACUAAAAUAUGACUUCUUCAUCAUUGUCACAUCUGACCGGUUUCAAGAGUACCAUUCUGCACUGGCUAAAUAUAUAAUGCAAGCUCAAAAGAAGUUUUAUUUCAUUAGGAACAAAGUGGAUCGAGAUUUGGAGGCAAAUGCUAGGCGCAGGAGCCAGAGAGGUUUGUCAGAUGAUGAUGUCUUGGACCUCCUUCGUGUAAACUGUGAAAAGAAUCUGAGAAAUGGUCAGGUGGAACAACCACAGGUUUUCCUGCUCUCCUGCUUUCACCCACAGCACUAUGACUUCCCUGCACUCCAGAUGACCUUGCUAGAGGAGCUGGAGGGACACAAGAGACAUGCCCUGCUCUUGUCACUACCCAACCUCAGUGCAUCAUUAAUACAAAGCAAACGGAAGGCACUAGAUCAAGAUGUGUGGAAGAAAGCAGUCGUGGCAUGCUUGAGCAGUGUCACGAGGGGUGCCACCCCCAAUCCCAUUGUUCCCAAACUGAUGGAAACUUUAAAAUAUUAUCAGCAAACAUUCAGUCUUGAUGCAAAAUCUCUUCAUCGAUUAGCUAAUUUAACAGGCAUAUCAUUUGAGAAACUUCAGAGUGAGGUAACCUCCACCUUUGGCAGAGAGCUGUCAGCACAGGCAGUGGAAGACUUGCUAAGUCAGGUAGCUUCAGGACAUCAACUCCUGGCUAAUCAGCUGGAGAACAGAGUCCCAAUUCUGGGCUCUGUCAUUGCAGGAGGGAUUUCCUUUGUGGCGUCCUACUUCCUGCUGAAAUCUGCCUUAAAGGAUUUGAGUGAAGAUGGAGAAAGAGUGAUACAAAAAUCUUUUGAGUCUAAACACAGGGAUUAACAUGAAUACAUGGAUAACAUGGAUUAUUUUAUUGAAAAACACCAUUCUUUUGUCUAAAACGUCUGAAUACUGUUCUCUGAUGCCAAAUGACAUGAAAAUUAAAUCUCUGUUGGCCCUUACUGAAAUGCAUAGUUCUGCUGUUUAAGCGCAGUAUUGUUAGAAGCAUGAAAUUAGAUUUUUGCUUCAUAAUACUACCAUUCAACAUUCUCCUUAUCUAUCUCUUGUGGCUAUGCAGUAUAAUGGUAUGCAUUCAUAAAAAUGUUGCUUAACUGUUGCAAUCAAUAAAUAUUAAUUAAGGA